This is a messenger RNA of Mesocricetus auratus (golden hamster), 1250 nucleotides long. RefSeq names its product family with sequence similarity 72 member A (gene Rumy1). The record is from RefSeq and is a predicted model, not a curated record. Gene Ontology annotation, cellular component: cytosol. Bases 703 to 1152 code for a protein of 149 amino acids. The transcript has 4 exons. NCBI's taxonomy places the organism in Eukaryota, Metazoa, Chordata, Mammalia, Rodentia, Cricetidae.
GAAAGGGCAAAACCCGGCGUGUUCGGUGACAGACUCCGGCGCGGACUGAGCCUCUUCUGCGGCCUCUUUCCCCCACCUCAUCCAACACGACUGCUCACUCCGGAGCGGCCGCAGUGGGAGACACCCCAAGGGUGGCAAGUGCGCGAGCUGAGGGAGCGAGGACGCCGAGAGCCGUGGUGCAAGGAGUGGGCCCGCGACCGAGCUCGGAGAGGGGGGCGCGUGCAAAGGGCUGAGGGGCCUUGAACCCUGCGAAGAGGCCGCGUGGAGCCGAGCAGGAAUUGGAGCGCCCUGCGGGCGGGGCUCGCGCUAGGAGUGGUCAGAGAGGCGAGGCUUUAAAGGGAUGCCCUCCGGGAACUGGGAAUAGCUGAAUUCGGGGGCGGGAGCUGAAGAGCAGAGGACUCUUGGAGACCACAGAAAGCGAAAGCUGUCAUAAAGUUUCCCUUCAACUCUGUUUGUCUCUCUCCACCUCAAACUCCAUCCCCCGGCCCCCACCCCGAGGCAAAAGGAAGUACAGUUUGCUCUUUCCACUCAAUAAAUACUAAUUUGUACCUUUCCACCCGGAAAACAGAACUCUCUUCCUAAUUUUAGAGCUUAGAGAACUCAAGGCCUCCCAACUUGGUUGUUAGCCCGGGGGAAUCAAAACACGUGUAUUGCUUGUUUCCCCCUUUUCCAAAUUCUGUACCUCGUUCUACGUGGGACACUAUGUCUGCCAACAACUGUACUUUCAAGGACCGAUGCGUGUCCAUCCUUUGUUGCAAAUUCUGUAAGCAAGUUCUCAGUUGUAGGGGAAUGAAGGCUGUUUUGCUGGCCGAUACUGACAUAGACCUUUACUCUACAGACAUCCCUCCUACCGACACCGUGGAUUUCAUUGGAAGAUGCUAUUUCACUGGAAUCUGCAAAUGUAAACUGAAGGACAUCGCAUGUUUAAAAUGUGGGAAUAUUGUAGGCUAUCAUGUGAUCGUUCCAUGUAGUUCCUGCCUUCUUUCCUGCAACAAUGGACACUUCUGGAUGUUUCACAGCCAGGCGGUUUAUGGUAUUAACAGACUAGACUCCACUGGUGUAAACUGCCUACUUUGGGGCAACUUGCCAGAGACAGAAGAAUGUACAGAUGAAGAUAUGUUAGAAAUUUCAGCAGAAGAGUAUAUUCGAUGAAUGGAUUAUGAUGGAUAUGUAAUGUUUUAUAGUUUUUCUAUUUAAUUGGUCAAUUUUAACAUUGCCAAUAAAGAUUUGCCAGUGGUUUAAAAAAUGGA